Molecule: messenger RNA, 963 nt
Organism: Colletotrichum abscissum
Lineage: Eukaryota; Fungi; Ascomycota; Sordariomycetes; Glomerellales; Glomerellaceae
Exons: 3
Coding region: 1-963 (320 amino acids)
Source: RefSeq, a predicted model, not a curated record
AUGUAUAUAGACCUUUUCUUUUUAUCUAUUUCUACUUUAAUAAUUAAGCUACUUUUACUAUACUCCGUAUGCCCAUUGCUGCGUGCCAUAACUCGUGACAAAGUCACAACGGCAAAGCCGAAGCAACGGCGAGAGGCCAUAGAUCACCUUAAAGUCAGAGCAGUCACUUCGGUAUGCUCGUUAGCAGUUCAGAAGAGCGCAUGCUCGUGUCUGUACACAUGUCCAGGGCCAGUCAUCAAGGAUAGUCGCAAAACCAUCAAGAGUAUUGAGACUGAGAUCUCAUGGGUCGUAACAACUUCGUUCAUUACGUACACCAAUAUCGAAUACUAUCCGAUCAUUACAGCCGAAGUCUCACUUCUGACUAGCACUGUCACGCAAGCGGAAAUUGCGACCCAUACGCGGAAGAUCAAAUGCACCCCUUCGGCCAGCGACCCGUCUUUCUACCUCCUAGCAACCGUUGCGCCGGUCCCAACACCGGUCCCAGUGUACAACGGCAAAUACGUGCUCGCGAACCCGCAGUUCGAAUUGUUCACAGAGAAUGGCGUCUUGUUCGAGCCGCAGUAUACCCCGGACAAGGGCACCGCCAGCGUCUUCAUCCUCGAUAGCAAAGGCCGCAUCGUCACGCAAACAUCCUACGGCGAUCACUUCUUCGCCAGCGAUGACUAUAAUGACUUCGAGCUGAUGCACAUCCUGCCCCGUGGAUGGAUCCAGGCGCGCAGAGGUCACAAUGGCGAGGAUGCCGGAUUCGACUAUGUCUAUUGCACGAUGCAGCCUCCGUCGGGGCGAUAUGUUGGUGGAUUCAAGGAGUUGGCAUGCACGCAGGGGUACUUCAAUGCGACGGUCUUGCAGUAUUGUCCGUUAUAUGACGAGUAUUUCCACACAGGAACGGUGCUUGGGGCGGAGUACAGUGCUACAACUCCUGGUUGUCUGCUGGUGACAUACUUGGUGGUUCCCGUUUGCUGA